Procambarus clarkii (red swamp crayfish) is the source of this 1066-nucleotide messenger RNA. Its product is annotated as superoxide dismutase [Cu-Zn] 5. NCBI's taxonomy places the organism in Eukaryota, Metazoa, Arthropoda, Malacostraca, Decapoda, Cambaridae. The record is from RefSeq and is a predicted model, not a curated record. Gene Ontology annotation, biological process: superoxide metabolic process. Gene Ontology annotation, molecular function: copper ion binding.
GGAAAUAAUGGUGGCUUGUGGCAGCGUGAUCCGGAGGAUAUGAGGCCGGGGCGUGCUGCUGGACGUCAGUGUCGCCCCAACCACCUUCUGUGUCGCCGGUUGCUGUACCUCUCGUCGCUCCUCUUCUCGUCCCCUAUCAUCAUCUUUUAUCGAACCUCAUAGGAGCAGCAAGAAGCAGCAGCAGCAGCUAUGGGCAAGUGUGUGGCAUAUGUUGCAGCAGCAGUGGUGUGCAUCGGCAUAGGGGCGUUGGUGGCUGGUUUGGCCGUGUGGUACACCCACCCACAGAUGCUCGAGGACUCCCCUAACGAGAGCCGGACGGCGAUGUGUGUAUUGUCUGGGACGACCAAGGGCAGUGAAGUGAGCGGCACUCUAACUCUGAAGCAGAACGGUCCCAAGGUCUUCACCCACAUCACAGGGAACGUCUCCGGUUUGUCUGUUGGCCUCCACGGAUUCCACGUACACGAGUUCGGUGUGAAUGGAGCCAACGAAGCAUGUGUGGAUGCUAAGGGCCACUACAACCCAGAUGGCUACAACCACUCCGCCCCUAAUGCCACUCAGCGCCAUGUAGGCGACCUGGGUAACAUUGAGAGCUUUCCCAACGGAACAGCUCUUGGCACUGCCAUUAUUGAUAUCAAGGACAGUAUUAGCAUGUUUGGGAUGCGGUCCGUUGUGGGACGGUCCAUUGUGAUCCACGAGAAUAGGGACGAUCUUGGUCUAGGCAACAAACCAGACUCCCUCACCACUGGCAAUGCCGGCAGUAGGCUGGCCUGCUGUAACAUCUACAUCGUCCCGAACCCUACCAACUAGACAACAGCAGAUUCUUGACUUGUGCAAAAAAUCUACAUCGUCUAACAACUCUGCCAACUAGAAAACAGCAUAUUCUUCACUUGUGCAAAAUCUACAUCGUCCAGAACCCUGCCAACUAGAAAACAGCAUAUUCUUUACUCGUGAAAAAAUCUACAUCAUCUACAACUCUGCCAACUAGACGAAGACAGUAGAUUCACCCUGGGGUAAUUACUCUUGAAAGAUGUACAAUCAUCGAUGGAUUUUGGUAGAUCUCAGACUC